UCCUCCUAUGGCUCCUACUAUGUGGAUGCUGACUACCCAGUGACCAAAACUCUGAGGGAUCCUGUGGCUGUGGAAGUGCAUAUCAUGAACAGGACUGACCCUAACCUUGUUCUCACUCUUGGGGACUGCUGGGUCACCCCAGGACCUUCUGCUUCCAGCCAGCCCCAGUGGAGCCUUCUAGUGAAUGGGUGUCCAAACAUGGGAGACAACUAUUUGACCAGCUUGGUGACUGUGGACAGCACAUCUGGAGUGGCCUACCCAAGUCAUUACAAGAGAUUUGUGUUUGAGAUGUUUGCUUUUGUGGAUCCUGUAGCUCAGCAAGCCUUGGCUGAACAGAUCUUCAUCUACUGUGUUGCUGCUGCCUGCUAUCCCUCUGCCACAGACCCCUGUACUCAGAGCUGCUCUGUAAGAAGAUCUGGCAGAGCUGCAGACAAGUUGGCACAAAUUGCUUCAUUCAGGAAGAAUGUGCUCCUUCACAGUGGUCCUGUGCUCUUUGAGGCUGACCAGGUGCUAACUUCUAGACUGGAACAGGAAGCCCCUCUUCCCACUGGAUACCUGGUGCUGGGAGCUGCAACUGCAAUGUUGAUGGUGGUCCUUAUUUUGGCUGUAGUUGCUGUGAGGCGGUUGAAUGGCCCGAAAGUGAAUCUGAAAUUUUAAUAAAGGCUCUUCAUGAA
Molecule: messenger RNA, 674 nt
Organism: Polypterus senegalus (gray bichir)
Lineage: Eukaryota; Metazoa; Chordata; Cladistia; Polypteriformes; Polypteridae
Product: zona pellucida sperm-binding protein 4-like
Exons: 5
Coding region: 85-657 (190 amino acids)
Biological process (GO): prevention of polyspermy; binding of sperm to zona pellucida
Cellular component (GO): egg coat
Molecular function (GO): structural constituent of egg coat; acrosin binding
Source: RefSeq, a predicted model, not a curated record